CUCAUAUGUCUGCUUGAGGUCCGAUAACGUAGUGUGAGUGACAGGCAGGGCUGUGAGCUGGUCAUGUGACUGGCAGCAGUCAGGUGACCCGGUGCAGCUGCAGCCUGUUAGUACUGUGCUGUUGUUGGAGCUGGGACUCUGGGAGAGUGCUGAGGCUGCAGGACAAGUGAUUUUGGAGCCAUAUGCUGUCCAAGCCGAGCUUAUCAUAACAAACAUGAGACUAGUGAUCCUGGAUGAUUAUGCCCUGGCUAGCGAGUGGGCAGCCAAGUAUAUAUGUAAUCGCAUCAUUCAGUUUACUCCUGGACCUGGCAAUUACUUCACACUUGGGUUGCCCACAGGCAGCACCCCUUUAGGAUGUUACAAAAAACUUAUUGAGUAUCACAAAAGUGGGGACCUUUCAUUUAAAUAUGUGAAGACAUUCAAUAUGGAUGAGUAUGUCGGACUACCUAGGAACCACCCUGAGAGUUACCAUUCAUACAUGUGGAACAAUUUCUUCAAGCACAUAGAUAUUGACCCCAAUAAUGCACACAUCAUGGAUGGGAAUGCCACCGACCUGCAGGCGGAAUGUGAGGAGUUUGAGAAGAAAAUCAAGGAAGCCGGAGGCAUUGAGCUGUUUGUAGGAGGUAUUGGCCCAGAUGGGCACAUUGCCUUUAAUGAGCCGGGUUCCAGUUUGGUAUCCAGGACAAGACUAAAGACUUUAGCAAUGGACACCAUUUUGGCAAAUGCUAAAUAUUUUGAUGGCAAUCUUUCUAAGGUCCCGACAAUGGCACUGACCGUCGGUGUGGGGACAGUAAUGGAUGCUAAAGAGGUGAUGAUCCUCAUUACUGGUGCUCACAAAGCCUUUGCAUUAUACAAGGCCAUAGAAGAGGGCGUGAACCACAUGUGGACCGUGUCGGCUUUCCAGCAACACCCUCGCACUAUAUUUAUCUGCGAUGAAGACGCUACAUUAGAGCUUAGAGUUAAAACUGUGAAAUAUUUUAAAGGUUUAAUGCAUGUACAUAAUAAACUCGUGGAACCAUUGCACAGCAUGAAGAAGAACUGACAGCCUGACCAGGAAAGCUAUGAGAACCUGGCUGAUGAUCUAGUGGCUCUGCAAGACUGUAAAAGUACUGUAUUACUAUUAAGGUCCAAUCUCUGGUUUAGCCAUGUAUCAUUCCACUUCAUAUUAGUUCAAUAUAAAUACUUUUGUUUUAAGGCUGUAUAGUAGACGCAACUGUUUACUAGAAGGAAUGGUAUAUAGUCAGUUAGCAAAUGUAUUGUAUAAUGCAAAUGUAACUUUUUAUAACUACUUUGCAGUUUACAUAAUAAAUACUUUUCAUUUUUGCUUUAACAGCCCUGUAUACAUUCAAUAAAUGUAUCCGGAGAUAUUACUGAAUGUAGCUAUUCACCUACACUGCACAUAGCCAAUUGUUUGUAUCACACUGCCUGAUUUUCUCUGCUUCAGUCAUUAUUAGCUGUAACAGUUAUGUUAUUUGUUUUAAGGAUCAUUUCAAACUAUUCUGUAUUUAUAGAGCAGUUUUCUAAAAAAUAAAUAAAAAAACACAAAUUCA
Molecule: messenger RNA, 1550 nt
Organism: Pseudophryne corroboree (corroboree frog)
Lineage: Eukaryota; Metazoa; Chordata; Amphibia; Anura; Myobatrachidae
Gene: GNPDA2
Product: glucosamine-6-phosphate deaminase 2
Exons: 7
Coding region: 215-1042 (275 amino acids)
Biological process (GO): N-acetylglucosamine catabolic process; N-acetylneuraminate catabolic process; D-glucosamine catabolic process
Cellular component (GO): cytoplasm
Molecular function (GO): identical protein binding; glucosamine-6-phosphate deaminase activity
Source: RefSeq, a predicted model, not a curated record